Messenger RNA from Umbelopsis ramanniana AG, 1314 nucleotides. RefSeq lists its product as uncharacterized. Bases 154 to 948 code for a protein of 264 amino acids. The record is from RefSeq and is a predicted model, not a curated record. NCBI's taxonomy places the organism in Eukaryota, Fungi, Mucoromycota, Umbelopsidomycetes, Umbelopsidales, Umbelopsidaceae. The transcript has 3 exons.
AUUUUGUCAGAUAUCCACGAGCAACUAGAAGAAUCUACGAAGAAGCACAAAGACAUCGCCAAACAAGAGGCCAACGCAUUCUUACUUGUGACCAACGCUGCCUUCCAGAAAUUCGGCGAGCAGCUCACUGUUAAGCACUCUGUGUUGACCGACAUGCUUGCAGAUUAUAUCACCGAUAUCAAGCGAACCACAAGUGAGCAGCAGAAUCGAAUUGAACAACUGCGAGCGAACAUCAAUGUUGGAAUCGAAGGCGAAAAAUCAUUUGUUCAAGAAAAAGAAGACCAACUCAAACAGAUCGUCCAUAUCCAACAGCAGAGCAGAGCAAAGGCUAAAAAGCAGCUCAUGCACGACAUAUCCCUCCUUUUACAAGAGUAUGACAGUGAAGAGCACGAACGUCUACAAAAGUCUAUUUAUGAUGUACAGUCAUCCCUUCGAUCAAACGGUGCGUCGCUGGACGACCUUCAAUCCGACCAUAAUCAAGACGUCAAUGGUCUCAUCACAUCUGAAAUGGCUACCGUUCAAGCUGCUGAAAAUCAUUACCACAAUAUGAGUGAUCAACUGGAUAGUUUGUCUAAUCUCAAGGAUGACGUUGAAACGGUUGAAAACGGCUAUGUCGAAUACCAAGAACGCUUAUCCAGGUUGAAUGACGAGUAUGAAGCCAAGGUGGCUGCAGCAAACGGAAGAAUCAGCGACUCUGUUAAAGCAGCUCGGUCUAAACAAGCAAAAAUCAUGGAACUGCAUAGUUUGGAAAUCAACAAAAUGCAAAAGACCAGUUCUACAGUUCGCAAUGGACUGUCAUCUCGUGUAUCCGAUAUCAUUGCUCAAAGCCAGGACGAAGCCAGCUCCGUUCAGCGUUGGGUAUGUAAACAAACUGGUUGCGUUGGUGUUAAUGGCUUGUUGGCUAACACACUCAUAUUUUCGGACAGGCGGAGGAAAACAAGCAGUUAGUAGAAAAUCACAAGCUGAUAACUGACGAUGAAAUUGAGCAACUUCAAAAUGAAGUUCACCAAUUGCUACGUUCCAAAAUUGAGGUCAGUACAAUGGGAAUUGGAUCUCGCACAGUGUGACAUGAAUACCUAAUUUUUCAUUUACUGCAGGACGAUCAUUCAACUGGAGAAACUCCGAGACGAACAUCGUAUCGUAUACCAGCCACCGUGACGCCGCGCGUGUCGAAUGAAGUACUGGUUCGCCGGCUCCAGGAAGCUCUCACCAAACCGACCCCCGCCAAUAGCUCCGAAGAGGUUACACUACCAAGGUCUCCAAUUGAAAGAGAGCGUUCGCAAUUGUCACAAACAAACCAUCAGCAAGAGCGGG